AUGGAAAGUGUUGCCCAUUUCAUGUUUGGCAUUUUUGGAAAUGCUUUUGCUUUGCUGCUCUUCUUGUCUCCAGCGAUUACAUUCUCCAGAAUUAUAAAGAACAAAUCCACAGAAAACUUCUCCGGCAUUCCUUAUGUCAUGACACUACUUAACUGCCUCCUCUCUGCCUGGUAUGGGUUGCCGUUUGUAUCCCCCAACAAUUUACUAGUGUCUACCAUCAAUGGCUUUGGAACAGGAAUCGAGAUCAUAUACGUUCUGAUCUUUAUCACGUUGGCACCCAAGAAAGAAAGGUUUAAAAUCAUCGGACUCUUAACCUUCGUGCUCAUAGUAUUUCUCCUCGUCGUCGUCGUGUCUCUCUUCGUCCUGCACCACUAUCCCAGAAAACUCUUCUGUGGCCUCCUGGCAUCUAUAUUCUCCAUUAUCAUGUACAGUUCACCCCUCUCAAUCAUGAGACUGGUGAUCAGAACAAAGAGCGUGGAGUUCAUGCCGUUCUUUCUGUCGCUCUUUAUGUUUCUGUGUGCUGUUUCAUUCUUUGCGUUUGGUCUGCUGGGUCGUGACCCCUUUGUUGCAGCGCCGAAUGGUGUGGGUACGGCUCUGGGGGCAAUGCAGCUAAUAUUGUAUUCUGUGUACCGUGAAAACAGAGGGACACCUAAAACAGAGGAGGAAGCUCUGGAAAUGGGCGAAGCAAAUCCAAAGCCCCCACAAGAGAAGCAAUCUAAUGCUAGUUAG
Molecule: messenger RNA, 729 nt
Organism: Neltuma alba
Lineage: Eukaryota; Viridiplantae; Streptophyta; Magnoliopsida; Fabales; Fabaceae
Product: bidirectional sugar transporter SWEET1-like
Exons: 6
Coding region: 1-729 (242 amino acids)
Biological process (GO): carbohydrate transport
Cellular component (GO): membrane
Molecular function (GO): sugar transmembrane transporter activity
Source: RefSeq, a predicted model, not a curated record